AUGAAGCACGAAAGUCAGCAUCCUGAGCUCAUUUCAAACGGAAAAGGAAAACCUUUCAAAAAAAGCAUCAGUUUAGGUGCUUUGGGUCUAGGAAAGCUGUGGCGAAGGCGAUCUGUGACCAUAACCGAGUACGAUCCAUGUUACAAGGUCGUCUAUCUGGGAAACGUCCUCACUGGCAUAGCCAAAGGUGAAAUGUGCGUGGAGAAACCGCUGUGCAGCCUGUGGAAGAAUUACACGUGUAACCAGAAACCAGACGUGCACAUGAAGCUGACCAUCACGCAGUCGGGACUGAAGGCGUUCACUAAGGAGCACGGGCUCACCGAGUACUGGAGUCAUCGGGUCACCUAUUGCCUGGCGUCGCCACAGUUCCCUCGUAUUUUCUGCUGGGUGUACCGGCACGAGGGCCGCAAGCUCAAGCAGGAGCUUCGGUGCCAUGCGGUCGUGUGUACCAAGGAGUCGGUGGCCAGGCAGAUCGCUGGCCAGCUGCGCUGCCGCUUGGCACAGGCGCUCAGCGAGUUCAAGCGGGACAAGAUCAGCCGUCAAAACGCUCGGCUGUCAUUGGCCAACAGCGUGUACGAGAAUCCGUCGCUGCCCCGACGCAAGAUCUUAUUGUCAACCGGGUCGCACAACUACAGACCACCGCUGGAGCGGUCAAAGUCCGCGCCGCGGCUCGUGUCCAUUGAAGAGAGUCUGGAAGAGGACGAAGAACCGGCUGAUUCUUGCGCGGCGUUCAGGAGGUGCCGAGCCGAGAACCGGUUGCGAACCGGCACGCUUCGAAACCGGUUGGGUGGACUCCACGGUUACAGGGAGACGGCUGCCGCCACUGCCGCCGCCAUAACCGCUGCUACCGCCGCCGCCGCCGCUGCCACCGCUGCUACCAAUGCAUCCGCCGACGUCACUACCGACACCACUGAAAUGGUGAACGAGAUCGAAAACCGACUUGCCAAAAGUCUGCAGCUCGGGGACGAUGGCUCAACCGAUGACAGCGCCCAAUCGUACCAAAACGUAGAUUGCGAUUCAGCUGAAUCGCUGCCGUCUUAUCGAGACGUCAUAGCCGAAGAUCAAGAGUCUACUUCGUCCUCUUCGUCGUCAACGAUUUGCGUGGAGCAACAGCAGCAUGAACUGCUUCCCAAAUACAACGAAGUGAUCGUCGACUGUCCACAAGGUCCAGAAGAUGUGUGCUACAAAUACAACAGCCUGGUCCGGGACAGGAAGAGACUGUUUGAGAGCAUAGGUGGUGGUAUAGGUGGACGUCGCGAUCAGUUCAAGCGAAUAAGCUCAGACUCAGAGUUACUUGGCGCCUAUAACAACCUGGUGAAAAACAGGAAGCUCCUGUUCGAAGGCUGCCGGGAUGUCGAUGGUGACGAUGAUUCUUACGUUGACGAGGAAGACUUGGACGAGGACAAAGACUGUGGAUAUCCGGACGAUGAAUCCACGCCCAGCCUACAAAGCAUAUCCAGUGGCGGAUCAGACGCGUGUAAGAAGAUCGCCAUGGACCUUGACUCUCUGUCGGAGGAGGAGGACAGUGAUGAAAGUGGUUAUGUGGAGGCACCGCCGUCCCGUUGUCCUGCCGAUGCGGCUGGCCAUGUCGACAAGGAAAAGGAACUGCACAAACGCAACAACCACGCCGUUGCCGCUAGGAAUGCUUCUGCUCGUCGGGUCGGCGCGUAA
Molecule: messenger RNA, 1671 nt
Organism: Macrosiphum euphorbiae (potato aphid)
Lineage: Eukaryota; Metazoa; Arthropoda; Insecta; Hemiptera; Aphididae
Source: the annotation of a GenBank genome assembly